This is a messenger RNA of Penicillium waksmanii, 783 nucleotides long. Its product is annotated as glutathione S-transferase. NCBI's taxonomy places the organism in Eukaryota, Fungi, Ascomycota, Eurotiomycetes, Eurotiales, Aspergillaceae. The record is from RefSeq and is a predicted model, not a curated record. The transcript has 3 exons. Bases 1 to 783 code for a protein of 260 amino acids.
AUGACUGACUACAACCAGGGCUGCAAGAUCACCCUUUACUGGCUCGAGCAAUCUCGCAGCCACCGUAUCCUUUGGCUGCUGGAAGAGCUGAAAUUGAAAUAUGAGCUCAAGACUUUCAAGCGCCGCGCCGACAAGCUUGCGCCUCCCGAGCUGAAGGAGGUGCACCAGCUGGGCAAAUCGCCUGUCAUUACCGUCGAAGCUCCCGGUGCCUCCAAGCCUCUCGUGCUGGCCGAGUCUGGCGCAAUUGUCGAGUACCUCGUCGACCACUUUUGUCAAGCGCGGCCGUCCUUGGUACCCACUCGCUAUACCGAAGGCCAAGAGGGCAAGGUCGGCGGCGAGACUGAGGAGUGGAUGCGCUAUCGCUACUUCAUGCACUAUGUGGAGGGUAGCUUGAUGCCAUUCCUGGUGAUGACUCUUGUGAAUGACACUAUCCGCAAGUCGCCUCCGUUCUUCGUCCGCCCCAUCACCAGCAUCGUCGCGUCGCAAGUCGAGGCCGCCUUCUUGACUCGCAACAUUGACGGCAACCUGACUUUCCUGGAGGAUCAGCUUAAGACUGCGCCCGAGGGUGGCCCAUUCCUGUGUGGCAAGGAACUGACUGCAGCGGAUAUUUUGAUCAGUUUCCCGGUGAUUGCCGCCAGUGGCCGUGUGCUGCAGGAAAAGAAGGCCAAGGAGAAGUACCCUCUUCUCGGAGCCUACGCCAAGCGAUUGGAGGAGGUUGACGGUUACAAGAAGGCUGUGGCUAAGAUUGAGGAGGUUGAGGGCUCCUUCUCGGCUUCUAUGUAA